ACGAAUGUUGAAUCAACAAUUUCCAUGAGAAGUGAAUGAGAUAAAGGAUUACUUAAAUACUCCAAAAUCAAGAAAGUAAACAGUCUAAGAAAUUAACAAAAUUAAACAAUCAGCAAGGCGCAACGCUCUGGAAAACAAUUGUGAAAAAUAUUCAAAACAAGAGCAAAAAAAUUAAAACGGCAAAAUUUAUGAAAAAAAAAAUUAUAAUAUUGAAUAUUGUUUAUAAAUAUUAGAAAAAAAAGAAGUCGCAAUUGAUUGAGAAGAAUCUGUAAAAAAAGAGGAAGAAAAAAUCAAUAACAAUAAAAUAUAAGUGUCGUCUUGUCAUUAUAUUAUUAUCUAUCAGAGUUUUGCCGUUGUGACGACAAACAGCCGAGCGACAUGAGUGACCGUGAAUUGAGUUGCAGUAAUUCAGGCGUUGGACAAUUCAUGGAUCGUGGACGCAUGAAUCAGAAUGGCGUCGUUCAGCCAUUGCUAACAGAUUUAUAUCAAAUCACUAUGGCCUAUGCGUAUUGGAAAUCCGGCAAAACAGAUGAUCAUGCAGUGUUUGAUUUAUUUUUUCGCACAAAUCCAUUCCAUGGUGAAUUUACCAUAUUUGCAGGUUUAGACGAAUGUCUAAAAUUCCUCGACAGUUUUCACUACAGUGAAAGUGAUAUUGAAUAUUUAAGACAAACAUUACCUGAGGGCACAGAAAAUGAAUUCUUCGACUAUUUGGGUAAUUUAACCGCCAAAGAUGUUACCCUAUACGCCAUCGAUGAGGGGACCGUGGCAUUUCCACGAGUGCCCAUAAUAAAAGUCGAAGGUCCUUUGAUCAUAGUACAAAUAUUGGAAACAACGCUAUUGACGCUCGUGAACUAUGCAAGUUUAAUGGCAACAAAUGCGGCACGUUAUCGCAUGGUUGCCGGCAAACAUGUGAAACUAUUGGAAUUCGGUUUAAGGCGAGCUCAAGGUCCUGACGGUGGUCUUUCCGCCUCCAAAUAUUCCUAUAUAGGUGGUUUUGAUGGUACCUCCAAUGUAUUGGCCGGCAAACUUUUCAAUAUACCCGUCAAAGGAACACAUGCUCAUGCCUACAUUACAUCAUUCUCGGGGAUAGGAGAAUUGAAAACGCGGCUUUUGAAACAUAAAACUACGGGCAUCACCGGGGAUCUUUUGGAUCUUGCGGUUAAAUAUCGGCAAUCCCUUUCGCAGGUUUUGGAUGUCUCCAUGGAAGAAUCAUCAGAAGGUGAACUGGCUGCCAUGGUCUCCUAUGCCAUUGCAUUCCCCGAUGGCUUUAUGGCUCUAGUCGAUACGUACGAUGUUAAGAGCAUAAAAGCAAAAAAGAAUGCCAAAGAUUUUGAUAGGAAUUUGAAAAAUUCCACUGCCAUUCGUUCGUUAAAAUCAUCCAAAAUUGUUGAUGUUAAAAAUUAUAAAAAUAUGCCACAAAAACAACAAAAUGUUGGCAAAAAAUUCUACGGAACAACUUCAUGGUCACCGCCAACGCCGCCCAUGACGCCGCUCAUGAAUGGAUCUUCACCCUCACAAUCGUAUGACGAAGAAGAGGCGGAAAUGCAGAAAUCAGCUUCUGCUGCUAAUGCUGCCACCACAUCUGUGACCGAUAUGAAUGGCUUACAUUCGACAAAGUCCUCGAAUCUUAAGAAUAAUUUUCACAUUUCCAAAGAGAACAUUUCAAAAUUCUCAUCUAGAACAUCAUCACAAGAAACGUUACCACCUCCCACACUGCCAAAGUCACAGCCAAUUGCGUCAUAUCAGCCAAAAUAUGCCGUGAAGUCAUUCAGGAGUGGCCUGCUUAAUUUCUGUUCGGUGGCCUUGGCUCUUAACGAUUUGGGCUACCAUGCGGUUGGUAUUCGUAUUGAUUCCGGUGAUUUAGCCUAUCUGUCUUGUUUGGCUCGAGAGACAUUUGAAAGAGUGGCGGAAAGCUUUAAGGUCUCAUGGUUUAAUAAACUCACCAUAGUGGCAUCGAAUGACAUUAAUGAGGAUACCAUAUUGAGUUUGAAUGAGCAGGGGCAUAAGAUUGAUUGCUUUGGCAUUGGUACACAUUUAGUUACAUGUCAGCGCCAACCUGCCUUAGGCUGUGUUUACAAGUUGGUCGAAAUCAAUGGCCAACCCAGAAUAAAAUUAAGUCAGGAUGUGGAAAAAGUAACAAUGCCUGGACAUAAGAAUGCUUUCAGAUUAUAUAGUGCCGAUGGUCAUGCCUUGAUUGAUCUUUUGCAAAAAGUCACCGAACCCCCUCCGGCUGUGGGGCAAAAAGUCCUGUGUCGCCAUCCUUUCCAAGAAUCCAAACGUGCUUAUGUCAUUCCAACACAUGUGGAGUCGUUGUAUAAAAUCUAUUGGCAAAAUGGCAAGAUUUGCCAACAGCUGCCCAGAUUAGAACAAGUGCGAGAGCGUGUACAAAUGUCCUUGAAAACAUUGAGAAAUGAUCACAAACGUACACUGAAUCCUACACCCUAUAAGGUGGCUGUCAGUGAUAACCUGUACAACUUUAUUCAUGAUUUAUGGCUACAGAAUGCUCCAAUUGGGGAACUUUCAUGAUCUAUAUAAGGCGUAUUUGGCUGCGACAAUACCGAAAGAUUUCUUUGCAUACACCGAAAAUUACUACAACACAAAGGCCACCCAUUCCAAAGUGGAAACACACACACAAACAUCCUGUACAGUUAUUGAGAAGGAAGAAAGAAGGUCAUUUUGUUGCAUGAUGGUGGCGUUAUUGUUGUUAAUUUUUGUAUAACUAUUUUUUUUUAAUUAUUUAAAAAUUUGAUAAAAUGAUUUGGGCAAUAUUUACAAUUACGAAAUAUAGAAAAAAACAAAAAUUAUAAAUAAGUACCAAUUGUAACAAACACUAAAGCAAAUCUAUGCGUAUGUAUUUGUAUAUGUACGAGUACACAACUAAACUAAAGCAGCAAAAGGAAAUGGAGCUGGAUAAUUAUAUUACAUAAAAAUAUAUUACAAAGAAAGAAAAAACUGCUACCCUACAUCAUCAC
Molecule: messenger RNA, 2972 nt
Organism: Stomoxys calcitrans (stable fly)
Lineage: Eukaryota; Metazoa; Arthropoda; Insecta; Diptera; Muscidae
Gene: Naprt
Product: nicotinate phosphoribosyltransferase
Exons: 12
Coding region: 379-2526 (715 amino acids)
Biological process (GO): NAD+ biosynthetic process
Molecular function (GO): nicotinate phosphoribosyltransferase activity
Source: RefSeq, a predicted model, not a curated record